AGUGCGGGGUUCGUCGGUGUCUUUCUGCUGUUGCUCCUGGAGCUCUCUGCGAUGAUAUAUGUCGAAUUGUUUUGCGAUUCUUUCGUCCUUUGGGUUUUGAAAAAUCAAAGAUUUGUUGGUGAUAUCCUCAAUCGUUCUCUCCUGCUUCCGAUUAUCUGUGCAGCAUUAAUCUUAUCGAUACCAUCGUCCCGCAAUGGCCUUCACGCAAUGUCCAGGAAGCUCAUGGCAAGUACCACCAUUUGCGAGCUAUGGUUGGGGCCCAACGGAUAGUGCAAUGCUAUCGGCUUGGUCUGCCGCUUGCAAUACUCAGCGUUCAGGAAAUAGCAGCUCUGCUAGCAUCACACAAACGAAUUCGAUAUCGACGACUUCAGCAGUAUCGACUUCUACGUCAGCAAACUAUAGCUCAACGAUCAAUGUGUUGGCGAUUACGACUCCAAAACCUUCUUUGGGUGGCAAUAACACGAGCACGUCCACUGCAACGAUCGAUUUGACUUCGGGUAGAAACUCCUCGAGCAGUUCCCCAGCUUCGGCACCGAUUCCGACCACUAGUUCGAGUGCCGUCCUAGCCGGCACCAAGAACAUAAACGCCGUCGUGGGCGGGGUCAUUGGAGGACUAGGACUUCUUUGCUUGAUUGUAUUUGGGGUAUUGAUACUGCGGAAAGUUCAAAGAAGUGAGGACCGCAAGCCAAAAAGGAAUCGAUCUUGGUGGCGGUUUCGUCAGAACACGGCCAUGCAAACUGGUGGUCUUCAUGAGAAGGCUGGAACUGCUUUUUGGAGGUACGAGAAAGAUGGACAAUCAAAAAUCAUACAUGAAAAGGAAGGUGAUGGGCCGAGAAGACAAGCAACUGAACUUUCUGCUGAAACGAUCUUUGAGAUGGAACAAGACGGAUAACUAAUUGGGAAGUCGCAAUGAUCCAUGACUUCAAAGACAACAAGUUGACUUUCCUCCUUGAUAACAAAGUCCCCAGCGAGCAGCAAAUGCAGGAGUGCUCUCACAUG
Mollisia scopiformis is the source of this 999-nucleotide messenger RNA. RefSeq lists its product as uncharacterized. The transcript has a single exon. The record is from RefSeq and is a predicted model, not a curated record. Lineage: Eukaryota; Fungi; Ascomycota; Leotiomycetes; Helotiales; Mollisiaceae. The coding region runs from base 194 to 892 and encodes 232 amino acids.